This is a messenger RNA of Blepharisma stoltei, 297 nucleotides long. The record is from the annotation of a GenBank genome assembly. Lineage: Eukaryota; Ciliophora; Heterotrichea; Heterotrichida; Blepharismidae.
AUGUCCGAAGAAGUCACUCCUCUUACGCCUGCAGAAAUAACUGAGUUCAACGAAGCCAUGCUUGCGUAUUUGACUCACCACGAUUCAUCAAGACUUGAAGAGCUCUUCCGUUUAUUUGACAGAAAUCAUAAUGGAUCAUUGAGUGAGCUAGAAAUCAAAACAGUGAUGGAGCAAGUAUCAGGGCAUGGAUUUAGUGACCAGCAAGUUCAUGAGAUUAUCAGAUCUGCAGACAAAAACAGCGAUGGGAGCAUUGAUAUUAGAGAAUUUAUAAGUGUUAUGAAGCGUCUAACAGACUAA